Molecule: messenger RNA, 258 nt
Organism: Acanthoscelides obtectus
Lineage: Eukaryota; Metazoa; Arthropoda; Insecta; Coleoptera; Chrysomelidae
Source: the annotation of a GenBank genome assembly
AGUUGACCCAGGAGGAUCAACAGACGACGCAGUUCCACAUAUUAUGAGGAAAGAGCUGAGCGGUGGCGGAAAUGAAGCAGAAGCAGAAAACAUGGGCCCACUGACGCAGAUGUCAUCGGAGCAGAAAACGAUCGAAAAACUGAUGCUGAUUAUAGACGGCCAGGCGAGGCAGAUUCGAGACCUAAUGGAGACCAUCAAGGACCAGACAGCCAAAAUUGACAGCCUGACCGCCCAGGUGGUGGAGUAACACAGUCCAAC